UUCAAUGUAGAGGUUAUAAAAGAUAAUUAUAUUUUAGAUAAUGUUUCAUUAAAACAUGUAGUUUAAUUUUAGAAACCAAUGAUAAUGUUUAAGAUACAUAUGAUAAUUCUUAUUUUGUUGAUAACUCUUAAAAAGCUGUAAAUACAUUCUGCGGAGAUAAAUUGUAUUUGAAUGCCAAUGACUGCGAUUCGCAAAUAGUCUUGAGAAAAUAUCACAGAAGAAUAUAUUUCAGUUAUUUUGUAAAGUUUUACUUUUAAGGCUAAAUAUGUUGCGAUUUACAAGCCAGAAAUUAUGUUCGAGACAAAUGUUGAACAAAGUUUCAAAAUUUAAUAUUGAACAGGCUAGAUAUUUGAGUUUACUUGAAUAUCAGAGCAAGGAGCUCCUAAGAGAUUGUGGAGUUUCUGUACAAAAUUUUGCUAUUGUGGAUGAUUUAAAUAAAGCGAAUUCUGCAUUACAGAAAUUAAGUGCAGAAGAGUAUGUCAUAAAAGCUCAGGUACUAGCUGGUGGCCGUGGAAAAGGAUGGUUUGAUCAUGGUUUCAAAGGAGGUGUACAUCUUACAAAAGAUCGUAAAGCUGUUAUAGAUGUUGCAAAAAAUAUGUUAGGCCAUCGUCUUAUCACAAAACAAACAUCAAAAGAUGGUAUACUGGUACAAAAAGUUAUGAUAGCAGAAUCUGUAAAUAUUGCACGUGAAACAUACAUUUGUAUUCUUAUGGACAGGCAGCACAAUGGUCCUGUAUUAAUUGCUUCACCAGCAGGUGGUAUGGAUAUAGAAACAGUUGCUGAAAAAAGUCCAGAGUUAAUAAAAACCGUACCUCUUGACAUAUAUUAUGGAAUAAAUGAUGAGAUAGCUAAAGAUGUUAGCAUAUUUCUUGGUUUUGUGGAUCCAACGCUACAAGAAAAAGCAAUAUAUGAAUUAAAAAAUUUGUGGAAAUUAUUUGUAGAUAUUGAUGCUUUACAAGUUGAAAUUAAUCCACUGGUUGAAACUAUAGAUAAACAAGUCAUAGCAGUAGAUGCAAAAAUAGCAUUUGACGACAAUGCUCAAUUUAGGCAACAAGAUUUAUUUGCCUUAGAGAAUAGUGAUGCAAAAGAUCCUAGGGAAGCAGAUGCAUCACGAUUCAAUUUGAAUUAUAUUGGUAUGGAUGGUAAUAUAGGAUGUUUGGUUAAUGGUGCUGGUUUGGCUAUGGCUACUAUGGAUAUUAUUAAAUUAAAUGGUGGAUCUCCAGCAAAUUUUCUGGAUGUGGGUGGAAGUGUAAAAGAGGAUCAGGUUUAUCAAGCGUUUAGAAUUCUUAGUGAAGAUCCAAAAGUAAAAGUUAUUCUUGUAAAUGUAUUUGGAGGUAUUGUAAAUUGUGCUACAAUAGCAAAAGGAAUUAUUACAGCAUCUCGUAAUUUAAAGCUUAAAAUUCCACUUGUUGUUAGACUAGAAGGUACUAAUGUAACAGAAGCAAAAGUUCUUCUUGCAGAGAGCAAUUUACCAAUUGUUACAGCAAAUGAUUUAGAUGAAGCUGCAAAAAAAGCAGUUAAUUCAGUGAAAACAUAAGUUUGGCAACAUUCUUGUGUAUUAACUUCAUUAAGACUGGAAAUUCUUGCUACAAAUACAUAUCUAAACAAUAUCAAGAUAUUAAAGGUUAAAUUUUGUAUUCUUUUUUUUAAAUAAUAUUGUUUACAGUCAUUUAUUGUUUAUAAAUUAUUUAAUAAUUUUCA
Messenger RNA from Frieseomelitta varia, 1701 nucleotides. It is a transcript of the gene ScsbetaG, whose product is annotated as succinate--CoA ligase [GDP-forming] subunit beta, mitochondrial. The record is from RefSeq and is a predicted model, not a curated record. Lineage: Eukaryota; Metazoa; Arthropoda; Insecta; Hymenoptera; Apidae. Gene Ontology annotation, molecular function: ATP binding; succinate-CoA ligase (GDP-forming) activity. The coding region runs from base 266 to 1537 and encodes 423 amino acids. Gene Ontology annotation, cellular component: mitochondrion; succinate-CoA ligase complex. The transcript is spliced from 6 exons. Gene Ontology annotation, biological process: tricarboxylic acid cycle; succinyl-CoA metabolic process.